Molecule: messenger RNA, 2331 nt
Organism: Alligator mississippiensis (American alligator)
Lineage: Eukaryota; Metazoa; Chordata; Crocodylia; Alligatoridae
Product: solute carrier family 22 member 6-A
Exons: 10
Coding region: 309-1979 (556 amino acids)
Biological process (GO): transmembrane transport
Cellular component (GO): membrane
Molecular function (GO): transmembrane transporter activity
Source: RefSeq, a predicted model, not a curated record
CUGGAGAGGGGAAAAGAUACUGAGAAUCAGCAGAGAAAGCAACACACCUGCAGUUCAUGGAACAGGUCUAUCUGGGACCGGGCAUAUCAUAGCAACCAAUUGGGAUAGGAAGAGGACUGGAAUAUACUGGUGGCAAUGUGCUAAGGCCCCAGUUGACUGCCCAUUGGUUUGUCCACGUGAACUGGUAGGAAGUCAGGGGAUAUCUCCUCAGAAAGUCCACCCCAAGAAGGAAGGUCCCCACGCCUGUGGGCUGCACAGGGAGUGCUGUUGCCAUAUUUUGGGGGUUGCUGCCAUUUGAUCCAAGAAGGAUGGCUUUUGCUGAGCUUCUUGACCGCCUUGGAGGCAUGGGACGCUUCCAAGUCCUGUACGUGGCAUCCCUGGCAGUCCCACUGCUCAUGCUGGCCAGCCACAACCUUCUCCAGAACUUCACAGCUGGUAUCCCCGACCAUCGAUGCCAGGUCCACUUCCCAGCCAACGAGACCCGGCUGGUCAAUGGGAGCCAGGAGGAGGUUUUGCAGGCGUUCAUCCCCAUGGAUGGGCAGCAGAAACUGGACAAGUGCCGGCGGUUUGUGACAGUCCAGUGGCAGCUCUUGGAGGCCAACAGGACUUCUGCCAAUGAGACCGAAGUGGCCACUGAGCCCUGCCUGGAUGGGUGGAGCUACAGCAAAGAGCUUUUCUCCCAUACCAUUGUCACUGAGUGGGACCUGGUGUGCGAGUCCAAGACGCUGAAGCAGAUGGCUCAGUCCAUUUACAUGGCUGGGAUCCUGGUGGGCUCGGCCCUGUUCGGGAGCCUGUCAGACAAGUUUGGGCGCAAGGCGCUGCUCGUCUGGUGCUACCUGCAGAUGGCCACGACAGGGACCUGUGCUGCCUUUGCGCCUGGCUUCACUGCUUACUGCACGUUUCGCUUUCUGGCUGGCCUGGCUAUGUCUGGCAUCACACUCAACUCCGUAUCCCUGUGCAUGGAGUGGAUCCCGACCCACAUCCGGGCGGUGGUGGGCACCUUCAAUGGAUACUGCUACACCACGGGGCAGUUCAUCUUGGCCGGCAUUGCCUUUGCUAUCCCGGACUGGCGCUGGCUCCAGCUCACUGUCUCCCUGCCCUUCUUCAUCUUCUUCCUCUACUCCUGGCUCUUUGUGGAGUCUGCCCGGUGGCUGGCGACCGCAGGGAAGCCAGAGCGUGCUGUGGACGAGCUCAAGAAGGUGGCAAAGAUCAACAGGAGGAAGGAGGAAGGCGACAAACUCAAUACCGAGGUCCUGAGCUCCCUGCUGCAGAAGGACCUGUCGUCAAUCCGCUCCCGUCACACCAUGGCUGACCUCAUCCGGACACCGGCCAUGAGGAAGAUCUCCUCGGGGGUCUCCUUUGUCUGGUUCUCCACCAGCUUUGCCUACUAUGGCUUGGCCAUGGAUCUCCAGGACUUUGGGGUCAACAUCUACCUGACGCAGCUCAUCUUCGGAGCCGUUGAUUUCCCAGCCAAAUUGAUCUCUGUGCUCACCAUCACCUUCGUUGGCCGGCGUUUCUCCCAGGCCUUUGCCCUCAUCCUGGCCGGGCUGUGUAUUCUCACCAACAUCUUCAUCCCUCAAGAGCUCUCGACCAUGCGCAUGGUCUUUGCCGUCAUUGGAAAGGGGUCACUGGCUGCCUCCUUCAACUGUGCCUACAUCUUUUCUGGAGAGCUCUUUCCCACUGUGAUCAGGCAGACCGGCAUGGGGCUGGGUGGCACCAUGGCCCGAGUUGGGGGCAUUGUGGCCCCGCUGGUCCGGAUCACAGGUGAAUACUUGCCCUCCCUGCCCUUGGUCAUCUACGGUGCCGCCCCCAUCGUUUCCGGCAUCGCCGCCUGCUUCCUGCCAGAGACGCGCAACAUGCCGCUGCCUGAGACGGCGGAGCAGGUGGAGAGACGAUCAAGGAAGGCGACGGAAGAAGAACAGCAAAUGAAGGUGCUAUUGAAUUCCAGCAAGCUGGACCCGGACAGAGAAGCCAGCUAAGGAGAGGAAAGGAAGAGCGAUUGUUUUCCAUGCAGGGGUUUUAUUUCGGCUGGAAAUAUUUAUGGAGCGCGGCCCUGGGAAGACGCAGCAGAGAGUGGCGGGAUUGAGUUUCACAGGCUGCCCAGCACGCGGCAUUGCUGGGAGCAACGUGAGGAACCAGGUGUCCGCCUCCCAGCCCCCCCUGCUCGAACCCCCCAGCCCCACCCCCUCCCAGUCCUGGGGAUACGACCCAGGUGCCCGGGCUCCCAGCGCCAACCCACAGCCUAGGGUGGGGGGACAGGCUGGCGGGAAAGGGGUCUAUUUAUGAUAAUGAGGGCCGGUAAUAAGGCCGAAUAAAGGUGUUUUCUUGGCA